AUGCCCGAAAACCGCGCAGCAUGGCAAGACGAAGUCGGCACACCCCUCUCCAUCCGACCAACCCCCUACCAAACAGACCUAACCCCAACCCAAAUCCUCAUCAAACCCCACGCCUGGGCGAUAAACCCAGCCGACCACAUCUUACAAGACCUAUCCCUCCCCUUCGUCAAAUACCCCGUAAUCCUAGGCGAAGACAUCGCCGGGACAAUCGAAGCCCUCGGCAACGAAGCCAGCACCCACUUCCAGCUUCACGAUCGCGUCCUUGCCUUUGCGCAGGGCGCAACGAAGGGCGCAGCUAUGGGCGGAUUCCAGGAACACGUCCUCGUCGAUAUGGCCUUUACCUGUGCUAUACCGGGGGAUAUGAGUUUCGCUGAAGCGAGCGUUUUGCCGUUGGGGUUUACUACCGCUGCUCAUGCGCUGUUUAACGGUGGGACUUUGGGAUUGCCGCGGCCGAGUGGUGAUUUCGUUUCUGGGGGUGUAGGUAAAAGGGUGUUUAUAUGGGGUGGUGCGUCUUCUGUUGGUGGGAAUGCGAUUCAGUUAGCCCGUGCGGCGGGAUUGGAGGUUCUCACGACGGCGUCGAGGGGGAAUUUCGAGUAUGUGAAGAAACUUGGGGCGAGUGUAGUCUUUGACUAUACCAGUGGGACUGUGGUGGAGGAUAUUGUUUCUGAAUUGGAUAAUGGUGGUGCGCCUUGUGUGGGUAUCUUCCAAGCGGCUGGGUCGAAUGACUCUGUUGGGCCUGUGAUAGAGGUGGCUCGACGGGCGAAGGGGGAUAUUGUUGUUAUCACGACGUCUCCGUUGCAGGAUGGUAUGGUCCCUGAGGGUGUGAAAGCGAAGAUGCUGUUUGGAAAUAGUCAUGAUGAUAUCCUGGAUAUGUGGAAGCUGUUUUUGCCGAGGGCAUUGAAGGAGGGUAAGUACAUUGUUGCUCCGGGGCCACUCAUUGUUGAAACGAGGGGGCUGGAGGGGAUUCAAUUGGGAUAUGAUAUCCUGAAGAAGGGUGUUUCGGCGAGGAAGGUCGUUGUUCUGGCAGACUAG
Penicillium cataractarum is the source of this 1032-nucleotide messenger RNA. Its product is annotated as zinc-binding alcohol dehydrogenase family protein. The coding region runs from base 1 to 1032 and encodes 343 amino acids. The transcript has a single exon. Gene Ontology annotation, molecular function: oxidoreductase activity, acting on NAD(P)H. Lineage: Eukaryota; Fungi; Ascomycota; Eurotiomycetes; Eurotiales; Aspergillaceae. The record is from RefSeq and is a predicted model, not a curated record.